GGGCGCACGCCUCCAGGGAGGACACAUAGCAUUCGUCUGUUCCUCUGCGUCCCGCCGAAGGGCACGCGCGGUGGCCGCGGAGGCUCGCGAGGGCGUGCCGGGGAGGGCGGCUGGCCGCGAUGCGCGUGCCCGACGGCGAGAUCGUAUGGUGCGUGUCCGAGCGGGACGCCCUGGGCGCCGGCCCCGCCUUGGCGGCCCUGGAGGCGGCCCUGUCCGCGCCGCUCGUCCGCUGCAGCAACGAGUCGGCCUUCGUGCGGUGGCUCUUCGCGCAGCCGCGCGGGGCGGUGGCGCCGUCCGCGAUCCUCGUCGCGGGGUGGCGGGAAUGCAAGCCGUGCAUGGGCGCCAUCGCGGCCGCGCGUUCCGGCGACUCCAGCAGCCUGCGGCCGGACAAGACGCGGCCCGUGCUCCCGAGGGCGAGCCCGGACGGCGCUGGCCUGGUGAACGUUGCUGUGGGGGCAGUCGGGGGGCGCCAACUGCCAUCGGACCGUGGCGUGGCAUUUCGUCACACGGGCUUUUUCGCUUGAUUUCGGACCACGGGACCCUCGCGGGUCGAUCUGGCUCGAGACAUGCCGCAGAAAGUCGGGGUCAAGGGCUCUGGCCAUGUCUUUUUUUUUUUUGCGACGUCGGAUCUCUGGUAGACAUGUCCAGCCGAUCCUGGCCUCAGGAGGUCGUGUACGCCGAUCCUGUACCGAGCUUGCGCCUGGCCAGGAUCGACGUGGGUGCCGAGUUGGCGUCCUCGUAGGCAAUGGUCGUCAUAGUGCUCGAGGGCAGCAGCCAGCGGCGGCACGCUCUGGGUUGGAUCAACAGUCCAGAGCGCGACCCGCUGGUGCUGAUGCGCAUCGUGGAGCAGUUCGAUGAGCUCGAAGCGGCCCUUCACGAACUCUCUGGGAAGCUGGGCCUGCGACUGCGGCGUGGCCCCAGCCCAGGCGCCCAUCCCGGGCCACCAGCUGCCGCGCAGCUGCGGGCGCCCGCUGAGCAGCAGCGGCAGCCACAGCCGCUCGGCCCCCGGGCUGCUUCGACGGCAGCCAGCCCCAGCAGCUCCAGCGGCCCCCCGGUCGCUUCAGCAGCGGGGAGCCGCAGCCGCAACGGCGCCCCCCCGGCCGCUUCGGCGAGGGCGGUGCAAGGCCAGCCCUGCAGCCCGAACCCCUCCAGGAGUACGCCGGGCGGCCUCCGGGCCGCUUCGGCGGGAGCGACGCGGGGUCAGCCAUGGAACCGCCGGACCAUGACCACAGGAAGCCCCCCAGUGGCCCCCUGGAUACUUCAGCGGCGGCGGCGCGGGGCCUUCGGCGAAGGUGCCGGAUCGGCAGCCUCUCUGCUGGCCGCUCGAGACACCUCCGAGUACGUCUGGCGGCGCGGCGUGCCGGGCGCCAGCGCGCGCCCAGCGCGGCGCUGCCCGCUCGCCCCGCGCUCCUCGGACGGCGCCAGGGCGCUCCGGCACGCCCCCAGCCGACCUCCUGUCGGGGGAGGAGGCGCAGGUGUUCGGUGUUGUUGAGCGGGCCACUCCUCCGCAGGACCGCACACCAUCGCCGGAGUACAGAUGGUUCCCCCCCUGAGGGGGGGUGGGCCAGGCAGGAGCUUCGGACAGACCCAGCAGCGGGUCCGCGGCAGUGACGCGUGCGGGAGCGCGCGCAGUUUUUCGCCUUUGAUCCACACCGCAGCGUGGCAGCAACCCACCCUCCCGCACGCCGCCCUGCGGCAGGGACGCGCGCGGCGCUUCUCAAGUGAAGUUCUGGGGUACGCACUGGACGAAAGAGGAAGGAACGAGUAGAAGAGGAGUCCAGAGCGUAUCCUUAUGACAUUUCUUUGCCGACCGGGCGGAAAUUGUCGCAAAAAUACGGCUCUCAUUGGAUUUGUCCCCUGCCCC
Molecule: messenger RNA, 1864 nt
Organism: Prorocentrum cordatum
Lineage: Eukaryota; Dinophyceae; Prorocentrales; Prorocentraceae
Source: the annotation of a GenBank genome assembly